Molecule: messenger RNA, 1083 nt
Organism: Cyphellophora attinorum
Lineage: Eukaryota; Fungi; Ascomycota; Eurotiomycetes; Chaetothyriales; Cyphellophoraceae
Exons: 1
Coding region: 1-1083 (360 amino acids)
Molecular function (GO): carbon-sulfur lyase activity
Source: RefSeq, a predicted model, not a curated record
AUGGCCACCAAACCCACCUCACCUCACACAACGACCUUGCAAGCCACAUGCCAUUGCCACACCUUCUCCCAGACCCUCACCCUCCCCAAUACAGCCUUUCCCCUGAAGUCCUCCAUCUGUCAAUGCAACACCUGCCGACAUGUCACGGCCCAGCUCCUCUCCACCUUCGCCGUCAUUCCCGGGCCCCUCCCCGACGCAUGCUUCUUCACCCAUCUCGCCAAAUACGAGUCUACUAAGGGCUUCGAGCGCUGGUUCUGCCCGGUCUGUGGCGCGAGUGUGCUGAAUGUUGAGCGGCGGAAGGGCGGGACGGAGGUCGCGGAGUGGGAGUUUGCCACUGGCGUGCUGGAAUUUCCGGAGCAGGAGAAGUUGGGCAAAGGUCCGCUGGACGGACGCCUGAGUCGCGCCCUGAUGUGGGUUGCUGAUACGACAGACGGCGGAGCGGUAGGGUGGGUCAAUAACGGGAGGGGCGGAGAAGGACUACCUGGUGGGAGGUUCAUGAAGGGCCGAGACAGCGAGACUAUUUCAGACACCACAGCAAUGGAAAUGAUGGUCAGCAACGCGAAGGGUCUGGCAUCGAGCCCAAAGGAAGACGAUGUCCUCAGAGUUCACUGCCACUGCCGCAGAGUUCAACUUACCAUCCAUGCACCAUCUCCUGCUGCCAACCCAAAGGACUCCUCGGCAGAAUUCUGCGCAUGCACUUCUUGCCGCAAGUCCAGCGGCUUUGAAAUCACUUCCUGGGCGCACGUCGCUAAGGACAAAGUCACCACUACCGAUGGUCGACCGCACACAGAGAUUCUAACAGAGCUGGCCCACUAUGAGAGCUCCAUGGGAACACAUAGAUAUUUCUGCAAGACAUGCGGAGCGACCAUAGCGUACGAUCGGGACGAUCUGAAGAGGCUGGAUCUGGCGUUGGGUCUGAUGGACGAUGGGAAGGGAAGCGGACGAUUUGACGAGUGGUUUACAUGGAACCCGGAUGGCGAGGGCGUGGCGUACAUGGAGGAUGCGAGAGACAGGGGAUUUGUUAGUAGACUGGCCGAAGGUGUUGGAAGAGAUACAACCAGAAGGGACCAGGGCCGGCGAUGA